AUGGACUACAAAGGGGAGCAACAUGUAGCGGAGGUGAAUACGAAUUCAACGCAUCAGCGAAAACGGGGGGGCAUUCUCAAUACCCUGUAUCCUCCAGGGCCGAAGCCAGGCGCCAAGGGACGAGUGAAGAACCACUGCAGAAAGUUCUGGUGGUGUGAUCUACUUGUUCUCGCCGUCCUCGUCCUGGUCAUCGUACUCCCCUUGAUUUAUGCCGCCGUUCCCAAGAUAGCCCAGGACCAAAUCAAUGGCUCGACCCUGGAGGUUACAGCCCAGGACGUCACAGGCCCACGACCUGACAGUAUACAUCUGAAGCUUGAAAGCACAAUCAAGAGUGACAGCAAAUACCAUCCCACACUUGACAGGUUCGAUGCCUCUUUAUCGCUAGAAGACAAGAAGCCAUUCCUCAACAUUGUCAUCCCCACUACCAAGUCUAAGGAAGAAGUUUUCGUUACGGUCGAUCAAGACAUCAAGAUUACGGACAUGGCUGCAUUUACUGAAUACGCUAUGGUGGCCCUUGCCAGCGAGACAUUCGACGUGUAUCUAGAUGGAAAGCCGACUAUUCAUCUGUCAGGUCUGCCAGCCAUGAAUGUCGACUACAAUAAGAAAAUUUCCAUGAAGGGUCUGAACGCGCUGAAGGGUCUUAACAUUACCGAUUUUGAGAUUCUCCUCGACUUGGACAAAGUGCUAGCAGACGGUUCCAACGCGAAAGGCACCGUCUUCAUCCCAAAUCCCUCAGUCAUGACCUUGGAUCUCGGUAACGUCACCAUGAACCUCGCCGUCGGAGAUGAAUCGCUCGGUUUCUCACUGCUUCCCAAUCUUAUUCUGAAGCCUGGUGACAACUACAUUCCCAUGCAGGCUACCACCGAUCAAGCCAAAGUCAUCACCCUGAUCACAAGCAAGUACAAGAAUGCCGUUCUUCCCCUUGAUAUCACUGGCAAUUCGAGUAUGGUCGGGGAUCAGCAUCUGUCGUACUUUGAGACAGCACUACAGCACAGCAAGAUACGCGUGGACCUGAAUGUCGGACCGGCGCUGGCGGCUGUUGGCUUGAACCUCACCGGAUCCUAG
Molecule: messenger RNA, 1065 nt
Organism: Dothidotthia symphoricarpi CBS 119687
Lineage: Eukaryota; Fungi; Ascomycota; Dothideomycetes; Pleosporales; Dothidotthiaceae
Exons: 3
Coding region: 1-1065 (354 amino acids)
Cellular component (GO): fungal-type vacuole membrane
Source: RefSeq, a predicted model, not a curated record